UACUCAGGAUUGAUGUCGUCUGCUAUUUACAGCAAUGUAUGAUGGAAGUUCACAGUCACAACGGAGUCUACACGUACGACUUUGGAUGUGGAACCCAAACGGAAUGUCGACAUCAGGGACACUUGAAACGGUCCACAACAUUGAUGUGCCGAACAUGCUGUAGUCUCCACAGCUGUGAAAACACGUAUUGUCACAAUUUUGUGAACCCCGACACGACAGCCGUUGUUCAUACACAAGCUCAUACACAUGCGCCUACACAUGCGCCAACAAGUGCUCCUACAGAUGCACCUACUCAUGCGCCUACUGACGCAACGACACAUGUUGACACCGACUGCCGAGACUAUGAAAGUGAAGUGUUUUCGUGUGCGGAUAUUCAAUGCGACGACCAGAGUUCUGUUGGACACGCCAUAGCUCAUGAAAAGUGUCCCAAAUACUGCGGAUUCUGCCGGGCGACAACUGAUGUCAAUAUGAUAACAGAAAACAAAUGUCGUGACUACGAAAGUGACGUGUUUUCGUGUGCGGAUAUUUACUGCCACGACCAGAGCUCUGUGGGACACGCUAUUGCCCAUGAAAAGUGCGCCAAGCACUGUGGAUUCUGUGGUUCUAAAACCGAUGCCCCUGUAAUUAACACAUCUACAGCACCCGACACUACAAGACCCAGCCUUCCCACAACCGAAGGAACAACGACUGCAAGACCAUGUGUAGACGUGGAGGAAGACAGCUUCAAAUGUGCUGACUGGAAAAGCUUCGGCUUCUGUGACCCCGCUGUCGACGCAGGCUACCAGGUAUCCCUAGUCAAGUGCAGGAAGACUUGCGCGAUUUGCUCUGGAUAAGAUAUGCAGCUAAGCAUUGUUUGCUGACAUGCCGUCUACUCUUGUAAAUUUAUGGAGUAAAACUGCAUGAACUCAUUGA
This is a messenger RNA of Mya arenaria, 912 nucleotides long. Its product is annotated as spore coat protein SP65-like. The transcript is spliced from 7 exons. The record is from RefSeq and is a predicted model, not a curated record. Lineage: Eukaryota; Metazoa; Mollusca; Bivalvia; Myida; Myidae. Bases 39 to 833 code for a protein of 264 amino acids.